Molecule: messenger RNA, 3022 nt
Organism: Austrofundulus limnaeus
Lineage: Eukaryota; Metazoa; Chordata; Actinopteri; Cyprinodontiformes; Rivulidae
Gene: wasf1
Product: WASP family member 1
Biological process (GO): actin cytoskeleton organization; positive regulation of Arp2/3 complex-mediated actin nucleation
Cellular component (GO): cytoskeleton; SCAR complex
Molecular function (GO): actin binding; Arp2/3 complex binding; protein kinase A regulatory subunit binding
Source: RefSeq, a predicted model, not a curated record
ACCUCAUUACGACCGUCURGAAUCCCAACCAAUACUCCAGGCGCACGCGCUGUCCGCGAGCACACAUCAGCAGCACGGGACGGUUUCUCGUGCGCUCAACAAUAGAGUGGUUCAUACCAUUAUCACCGACUGCUGCGGGGACCUUUCCCUCUUCAGAAACCGCAUUUUAUCUGAUUAUGUUUUUCGACAGAGGACAUAUAUGUCGCGCUCACGUAAAACCUACAACGGUUUCAAGUUGCGAAACUUGAUUUCACUCCGACCAGGCGACAUUUAGCGCCGCGUUCACCGGCGUCCAGUCGAAGAAUCCCUUCAAACAAAGUGGCUGGAUUGUUCUUCUUCUUCGCCGCCUCUUCCAGCAGCGCUUCAGAGACGGUGCAGCCAUGGAUCUGAGCCGGGGAUUUAAAUUCUUGGACUCGGCGGCACGCUUUGUCGCUCWGUGAAAAUGGACAGAAGAUAAGUGGGAUUUUAACACAAAACUCAUCAGGUAGCAUCGUUUUAGAAAAAGGAUGCCGUUGGUGAAGCGCACCAUCGAGCCCAGGCACCUGUGCCACACAGUCCUGCCAAGGAACAUCCGGAACGAGCUGGAGUGCGUGACCAACGUCUCCUUGGCCAACGUCAUCCGUCAGCUCAGCAGCCUCAGUAAAUAUGCAGAGGACCUUUUCGGAGAGCUGUUCAAUGAGGCCCAUUCCUUCUCUUUUCGAGUCAACUCCCUGCAGGAGCGGGUGGACCGCCUCUCAAUCAGUGUCACACAGCUGGACCCCAAAGAGGAGGAAUUGUCCCUUCAGGACAUCACCAUGAGGAAGGCCUUCAGGAGUUCUACCAUUCAGGACCAGCAGCUGUUUGACCGCACCUCCCUGCCAGUCCCGCUCCAGGAGAGCCUCCAGACCUGCGAGCAGCCACCGCCCCUCAACAUCCUCACACCCUACAGAGAUGACGGUAAGGAGGGACUAAAGUUCUACACGGACCCAUCGUACUUCUUUGACCUGUGGAGGGAAAAGAUGCUGCAGGACACAGAGGACAAGAGGAAGGAGAGGCGGAAACAGAAGUUGCAGGACCCCCGCAUGUAUGAUCAGGUCUAUAGGUACUUAGACCUUCCAGGGCAGCUGAAGGCGAUCGACCGUCCACCCGAGCCGGAGAAGAUCCCGCGGCAGCCUCACGAUCGCAAGAAGGAGUGGCAGAAACUGGCGCUGGGCGCAGAGCUAGCCCAGGACGUAGCAGAAGACAAACACAGAGAGGCCAACGGAUCCGCCGCUUAUCACGACAACCGGCCCCUGCCUGUCCAGCACCAGCCUCCGGCCAUCCCGCCGCCCCCCGCGCCGCUUCAGAUCGCCCCGGGAGUUCUGCACCCGGCCCCACCGCCCGUGGCCCCGCCUCUCCACUCCUCGUCCCCGGCCCGCCACCACCACCACCACCACGUCCUGGACAAGGCCCCGCCCGGGGGCUCGGGGACCCUGUCGGACGGCACCGUCCUCCCUCCUCCCCCGCCCCCGCCCCCUCUGCCCCUCCCCGGAGCACGGAGCUCGUCGCCCUGCCCGUCGGGUCCUCCGCCCGUGCCGGCGUUCCCCUCAGCCGGAGCCAUGGCUUUCCCGCCGCCGCACGCCGCGCACGAUGUGGGGACCAAGUGGCACCACCCCUCCAAUCUGCCACCCAUCAGCGACGCGCGCAGCGUCCUGUUGGAGGCCAUCAGAAAAGGCAUCCAGCUGCGCAAAGUGGAGGAGCAGCGAGAACAGGAGGCUAAACACGAGCGAGUGGGGAACGACGUGGCCACCAUCCUGUCGCGGCGCAUCGCCGUGGAGUACUCCGACUCGGAGGACGAGUCGGAGUUUGACGAGGGAGACUGGAUGGAAUGAUGGAAGUGUGGGGGGGAUAAAAACGAGAGAAAGCAGCGUUGGUGGUGAUUGAGGACAGAAAAAUGUUCAGGUCCCCCCACCCCCAGGCCUCCACAGCUCUGUGUCACAGAAGAGGAGCUUCUUGUCAUAUCUGUUUUGUUGUUUGAGUUCAGUGGAAAGUCUCCACGUCACUCAUUAAUCUGUCUAGUGUUGAAGAAACUUUUUUCUUUUAUUUUUAUUUUUUUACAGGAUUUCUUGUGAAAUCCCUCAUGUUUACUGAUAGAAAAGAAAAUACUAGUUUUGUUUAAUUAAAAAACAUUAAAAGAGAAGGAAAUUUGAAGGCAUGUUGCUUCUAUCUUCUCUGAUAUCAUACUGCCACCUGGUGGCUGAACAUGGCAUUGCGUGAAUGCUGCUCUCCUACGUUUCUUCUUUUUUUUCAACUACCGGUACAUCUCAUUUACAGUUCAGCAGAAGCGUUGCUUCUUGUUUCUGCUUUAAAAACAACAACAACUGACUUUUAAACGAUUUAACACUCUGAGGAAGAUCAGAAAGUGUUUGUCUGCUUCGACCACACGUGUGCGAAUCCAUCCUCUUUCUUUUAUCCCAGGGAAAUGYGGGAGGAGAGACACUUCCUGCACAAGUUGACAAGUGAUAAAAAAAAUAACUCUAAGCCAUUGAUUUGAAAGGUACACUUACCUCUCGAUGUUUCCUCACACUUUUUCGACUUUUAAGAGAGUUCCUGCCUCAGAAUACUCAACACCAGGUACAAACCAGUAAAUGUUUACUGCAGGCAGCUUGAUCAGAUCUCCCUGUACUGUGUUCCAUUAACAAGUCUUUCCUUGUUCGGCUUUUUGUUCAUUUCAAAUAAAUGUCCGUCGUCAUUUUUAGUUUUUUUUCUCUCUUCUACUUGCCUUAUUGUUCGUACAAAAUGUAUCGUUGAGUUGAUGAAUGUAUUGUGCCGUUACUACUUACUUGCCUGCGCUUGUACGGAUUUGCUGUUUCUCUGUUUUGUUUUGUUUUGUUUUGUUGUCGUUUUCUCGGGGGAGGAUGAGGGCAGAACGGUGCAGAAGCCUUGGUUUUACAAAUCCAAAUCCAAAAAGAUUUGCUCAUUAUUGUCCUCCGUAUAACUUAUGUAACUGUUGACUGUAACAGUUUGCUUGAAUUAAUAAUAAAACUCUAAUGUUCUGUUUCAG